AUGGGACUGGGAGUCUUAGACGUGGCGCAAAAUGUUGAGGUCCCCGGCACCUCCAACAUUUACGACCACGCCCGGGAUACGACCGAUGGCCCCUCUGGCACCGGCCUGAAAUACGACUGGACCACCAAAGAGCCCACGGUUCUUGUACCGCAACCCAGCGAUGACCCAAAUGAUCCUUUGAACUGGCCACUAUGGCGCCGCGACGUUAUCCUCGGCAUUUUGUCCUUCGUCACCGUGCUCUGCACAACGCUCAGUUCCAUCAUGGCCGCUAACACCGUCACGAUCGCCGACUACGAGCAAAUCACCUUUGUGGACGCUGCCCUUCUCACAGGAUACCAUCUUUGUGGCGUCGGAGUAGCGGGUAUUCUGAUUGUUCCUACCGCACGCGUCUGGGGCAAGCGCCAUCUAUUUCUGCUCGGCCAUGUCUUGAUGAUUGUGAGCUGCGCCUGGGCCGGUGGGAGUGGAACAAAUACCAAGAGUCUUCUAUGGGCACGCAUAUUCCAGGGUGUUGCUUUGGCCCCAUUUGAGGCCCUGGUCAAUGCCUGUGUUGGUGAUCUAUACUUUGUACAUGAACGAGGAAAACGAAUGGCCGUGUCAAACGUCUCGCUCUUCGGAGCAGCCUUCCUGACCCCGGUUUUCGUCGGCAAAAUCACCAAGACGAUGGGUUGGCAAUGGUCCUUCUAUUUCGUGGCUAUUUUCCUUGCCGCGGCCCUCCCGUUCAUGAUCGUCUUUGUUCCGGAGACUGCGUAUCGUCGGCCCGAUUAUCUCAACACUGAUUUCAAGCACAAAGCUAGGCGGAACGAGUCUACAGAGUCUCACUUGCCACUCGAUGAUACUAGUGAUGAGCCUAAACCGUUUGUGCCGGGGGAGUCUGGGAGACGUGGAAUGUCUAGGACAGAAGUCUCUGCGACACCCAUCCCGGAAAAAGAUUCGCUUCUGAAAUCGAUGAGAUUGUUCAAUGGACGAAAGACAGAUGAGAACUUUUUCAAGCUGCUCUUGCGUCCCUUUCCCUGGAUCCUUUACGCGUGUCUCAUACAAGGCGUUGUCAUCGGCUGGGCCGUAUUCAUUGGUGUCGUUCUAGCGAUUGUUUUCCUUGGCCCACCGCUCUGGUUCGAAGAAGAUAAAACAGGAUACCUCUACACCGGCGCAUUCAUUGGAUCAAUAAUCGGUCUCGUCCUAUCCGGCCUCCUCACCGACUCAAUGAACAAGAUGAUGAUCCGACUCAACGGCGGCAAAUACGAGCCCGAGUUCCGACUUCUGCUGGUCUUCUUCCAAUUCAUCUUUGCUUGCAUGGGUCUGUAUGGAUUUGGAUGGACCGCCAAUGAUGUCGCGAAGUACAAAUGGUUACUGCCGGAUGUAUUCUUUGCUUUUCUGAUUAUUGGGAUGGUUAUGGGCGCUGUUGCUGCUUCACUGUACAUCGUCGAUGCACAUCGUGAAAUUGCCGUCGAGGCAUUUACAUGUCUACUCGUGUUUAAAAACAUGUUCAGCUUCGUCCUUACCUUCUUCGCCUACAACUGGUUUGCUCGCGGUGGGAUAAAACAUACCAUGAUCGUCAUCGGCAGUAUCCAGGUCGGAAUAUGCCUCUUGACUCUUCCAAUGUACGUUUUCGGAAAAUGGAAUCGGGCAUUUUGUGCGCGGUAUGAUAUUCUUGAGAUUCUGCAUCUGCGAUAA
This is a messenger RNA of Penicillium cosmopolitanum, 1671 nucleotides long. RefSeq names its product putative MFS transporter. The record is from RefSeq and is a predicted model, not a curated record. Bases 1 to 1671 code for a protein of 556 amino acids. Lineage: Eukaryota; Fungi; Ascomycota; Eurotiomycetes; Eurotiales; Aspergillaceae. Gene Ontology annotation, molecular function: transmembrane transporter activity. Gene Ontology annotation, biological process: transmembrane transport. The transcript has 8 exons.